Exaiptasia diaphana is the source of this 607-nucleotide messenger RNA. RefSeq lists its product as uncharacterized. The coding region runs from base 56 to 607 and encodes 183 amino acids. The record is from RefSeq and is a predicted model, not a curated record. Gene Ontology annotation, cellular component: membrane. The transcript has 3 exons. NCBI's taxonomy places the organism in Eukaryota, Metazoa, Cnidaria, Anthozoa, Actiniaria, Aiptasiidae.
GUCUGAUCGUGAUGGUACUUAUUAGAAGAAAAUMUAGUCUUUUGACUCGUGCGCCAUGGCUCGACAUACGUUUACCAUUCUCUGUACCAUGCAGAUUGUCAUUGGAUUGCUAAUGUUCUCAUUUGGGAUCGCUGAUCGUGCAGCCAUUGAACUUCAGUGUAGCUUUCUCAUGCUACCGAUUUGGAUUGGAGCAUUGGCUGGAAUUCUUGGCUUUUAUAGUCUUAUUGUUGGACGCCAGAACAAACGUCAAGGCUUUGCKGAUGUUGAUGCAGGAUCAGCCAUCAAAGUUGUCAGCAUAAUAUGUGUUGGACUUUCCUUCCUUGCGUUUUAUAUGUACGGUUCUGCGCUAAGYUAUGUUGGUUUGCKUGAAGCCUACAACUAUCGUCAGGAAUUGAACUAUCCAACUGGAGCGCCAUUACCRAAUCUACCAAGUCCACUUUGGUAUAACAAUUCUGAUACAAUUCAAGGUAUAUUUUCAGUAGUAGUGAUCUUAUGCUUUGCUGAGAUGUUUGUUGGUUGUUGGCUGGCUMUAAUAGAUAGAAAUCAAAUGGUAUAUGGAUCUUCCAAUCAACCAUUAAGAGUGAGUAUGAUUUUUCGUAGUUAUUGA